Molecule: messenger RNA, 12776 nt
Organism: Mesocricetus auratus (golden hamster)
Lineage: Eukaryota; Metazoa; Chordata; Mammalia; Rodentia; Cricetidae
Gene: Prkdc
Product: protein kinase, DNA-activated, catalytic subunit
Exons: 86
Coding region: 40-12453 (4137 amino acids)
Biological process (GO): double-strand break repair via nonhomologous end joining; intrinsic apoptotic signaling pathway in response to DNA damage; immunoglobulin V(D)J recombination
Cellular component (GO): nucleus
Molecular function (GO): protein binding; DNA-dependent protein kinase activity
Source: RefSeq, a predicted model, not a curated record
GGGAGCGUGCCCGCGGGGACUGGCGGGGACUUGUCGCGCAUGCGCAAGGCGGGUGCCGGCAUUAUGGAGGACGCAGGAGCCGGCAUACGCAAAUGGCUACUGCAGCUGCAGGAGUUCGUGUCGGCGGCGGACCGCUGCAGCGCUGCCGGCGCCAGUUACCAGCUGAUCCGUGGCCUGGGGCAGGAGUGCGUGCUGAGCACCAGCUCCGCAGUGCUGGCACUGCAGGUUUCCUUAGUAUUUUCCAGAGAGUUUGGUUUGCUUGUAUUUGUCCGGAAAUCACUUAGCAUUGAUGAAUUUCGUGAUUGUAGAGAAGAAGUCCUAAAAUUUUUGUAUGUCUUCUUAGAGAAAAUUGACCAGAAGGUCAUGCAUUAUUCUCUUGAUAUCAAGAAUAUGUGUACCAGUGUUUAUACAAAAGAUAGAACUGCUAAGUGUAAAAUUUCAGCCCUAGACCUUCUGAUUAAGUUACUUAAGAUACUGAGAAGUUCUAGACUCAUGGAUGAAUUUAAGAUUGGAGAAUUAUUUAACAAGUUCUAUGGAGAACUUGCAUCAAAAACAAAACUACCUGAUACAGUUUUAGAAAAAGUCUAUGAGCUACUGGGAGUAUUAGGCGAAGUUCAUCCUAGUGAAAUGAUAAAUCAUUCAGAAAACCUGUUCCGGGCUUUUCUGGGAGAGCUUAAGACCCAGAUGACAUCAACAGUAAGAGAACCUAAAUUUCCUGUUCUAGCUGGCUGUCUAAAAGGGCUGUCCUCACUUCUGUGCAACUUCACUAAGUCCAUGGAAGAAGAUCCCCAGACUUCAAGGGAGAUCUUUGGUUUUGCAUUAAAAGCAAUUCGUCCUCAGAUCGAGAUGAAGCGCUAUGCUGUGCCCUUGGCUGGCCUACGAUUAUUUACCCUACAUGCAUCUCAAUUUACUGCCUGUCUUCUGGACAACUAUAUUACUUUAUUUGAAGUACUGUCAAAGUGGUGCAGCCAUACAAAUGUGGAAUUAAAGAAAGCUGCACAUUCAGCCCUGGAAUCCUUCCUGAAGCAGAUUUCAUUCACUGUGGCAGAAGAUGCAGAACUGCAUAAGAGUCAGUUGAUGUACUUUAUGGAGGAGUUCUAUAAAAUCAUCAGAAAUGCAGAUUCGAACAACAAGGAGUUAUCCAUUGCUAUUCGUGGAUAUGGACUAUUUGCGGGACCUUGCAAAGUAAUAAAUGCAAAAGAUGUUGAUAUCAUGUAUGUCGAGCUCAUUCAGCGCUGUAAGCAGAUGUUCCUCACCCAGACAGAAGCUACUGAAGAUCAUGUUUACCAGAUGCCAAGUUUCCUGCAGUCUAUUGCAAGUGUUCUGCUUUACCUUGACACAGUUCCCGAGGUAUAUACUCCAGUUCUUGAACAUCUCAUGGUGGUACAGAUAGAAAACUUCCCUCAUUACAGUCCUAAAAUGCAGUUGGUGUGUUGUAAAGCAAUAGUAAAAGUUUUCCUAGCCUUAGCAGAAAAAGGACCAGUUCACUGGAAUUGCAUUAGUACUGUGGUGCAUCAAGGUUUAAUUAGAAUAUGUUCUAAACCAGUGGUCCUUCACAAGGAUGUUGAGUCCAAGUCUGAUAACCAGUGGGCCUCAGGGGAAGUCAGAACGGGCAAGUGGAAAGUGCCCACAUACAAAGAUUAUGUGGAUCUUUUUCGGCAUCUUUUAAGCUGUGACCAGAUGAUGGAUUUUAUUUUAGCAGAUGAAACAUUUCUCUUUAUGAAUUCCUCCCUCCAAAGUCUGAAUCAUUUACUCUAUGAUGAAUUUAUAAGAUCAGUUUUGAAGAUUAUGGAAAAAUUGGAUCUUACACUGGAGAAACAGACUGUUGAAGAGCAUGAGAAUGGAAGCACUACUGGUGUUUGGGUGAUACCAACUUCAGAUCCAGCUGCUAAUUUGCACCCUGCUAAACCAAAAGAUUUUUCAGCCUUCAUUAACCUGGUAGAGUUUUGCAGGGAGAUUCUUCCUAAGAAACAAAUACGAUAUUUUGAGCCAUGGGUAUACUCAUUUGGAUAUGAGUUGAUUUUACAGUCUACACGAUUGCCACUCAUCAGUGGUUUCUACAAAUUACUUUCUAUUGCAGUGAGAAAUGCCAGGAAAAUAAAAUAUUUUGAGGGAGUUAGCCCAAAGAGUCCGAAGCAUUCUCCUGAAGAUCCAGAAAAGUAUUCUUGCUUUGCUUUAUUUGCAAAAUUUGGCAAAGAGGUGUCAGUUAAGAUGAAGCAAUACCAAGAUGAGCUUUUGGCCUCAUGUUUAACCUUUGUUCUGUCUUUGCCACAUGACAUCAUUGAACUUGAUGUUAGAGCCUAUGUUCCUGCACUGCAGAUGGCUUUCAAGCUGGGCCUGAGCCAUAUGCCUCUUGCAGAAAUAGGUCUUCGUGCCCUGGAAGAAUGGUCAGUUCACAUUGAUAAGUCUAUAAUGCAGCCUUACUACAAAGACAUUCUUCCCUGUCUUGAUGGAUACCUGAAAACUUCAAUCUUGUCAGAUGAAACCAAGAGCCACUGGGAAGUAUCAGCACUUUCUCGGGCUGCCCAGAAGGGAUUUAACAGAAAUGUAUUGAAGCAUCUGAAAAGGACAACAAAUACUUCACCAGAUGAAGCACUAUCUUUAGAAGAAGUAAGAAUUAGAGUAGUACAAAUUCUGGGAUCUCUAGGAGGACAAAUAAACAAAAAUCUUCUAACAACUGCAUCAGGAGAAAGGAUGAAGAAGUAUGUGGCCUGGGACAGGGAGAAGAGACUCAGCUUUGCGGUACCUUUCAGGGAGAUGAAGCCUGUCAUCUAUCUGGAUGUCUUCCUGCCUCGUGUCACUGAAUUGGCUCUUUCUGCUAGUGACCGACAAACUAAAGUGGCAGCUUGUGAACUGUUACACAGCAUGGUUGUGUUCAUGUUGGGAAGAGCCACUCAGAUGCCUGAAGGUCAGGGCUGUCCUCCCAUGUACCAGCUCUAUAAGCACACCUUUCCUGUGCUGCUUCAGCUUGCAUGUGACGUGGACCAAGUGACAAGGCAGCUCUAUGAACCGCUUGUUUUGCAGCUGAUUCACUGGUUUACUAACAAUAAGAAAUUUGAAAGUCAAGAUACUGUUGCUUUACUAGAAACCAUACUGGAUGGUAUUGUAGACCCCGUUGACAGUACUUUAAGAGAUUUUUGUGGAUGCUGCAUCCGAGAAUUCCUCAAAUGGUCCAUUAAGCAGACAACACCUCAGCAGCAAGACAAGAGCCCGGUAAACAGCAAGUCACUUUUCAAGCGGCUCUAUAGCCUUGCACUUCAUCCUAAUGCUUUCAAGAGGCUAGGCGCAGCACUUGCUUUUAAUCACAUCUACAAGGAAUUCAGGGAAGAAGAAUCCCUGGUAGAACAGUUUGUGUUUGAAGCCUUAGUGACAUACAUGGAAAGUCUGGCAUUGGCACAUGCAGAUGAGAAAUCCUUAGGUACAAUUCAGCAGUGCUGUGAUGCCAUUGAUCACCUAAGACGCAUCAUUGAAAAGAAGCACGUUUCUUUAAACAAAUCAAAAAAACGACGGCGACCACAGGGAUUUCCACCGAUGGCAUCAUUGUGUUUAUUGGAUCUAGUCAAGUGGCUUUUAGCUCACUGUGGAAGGCCUCAAACAGAAUGUCGACACAAGUCCAUAGAACUCUUUUAUAAAUUUGUUCCUUUACUGCCAGGCAACAAAUCCCCUUCUUUAUGGUUGAAAGAUCUUAUAAAAACAGAAGAUAUUUCUUUUCUCAUAAACACAUUUGAAGGAGGGGAUAGCAGCUGUGAUCAGCCAGCAGGCAUUCUUGCUCAGCCAACUCUCUUCCAUUUGCAAGGGACAGUCAGCCUGCGAGCAGUCCUGCAGUGGCUGGACAUGCUCCUUGCAGCACUGGAAUGCUACAACACAUUCAUUGAGGAGAAGACUGUGGAAGCACAAGAGGUCCUUGGUACUGAAACACAGUCUUCACUUUUGAAGUCAGUGGCUUUCUUUUUAGAAAGCCUAGCAACACAUGAUGCUAAAGCAGUAGUGCAGUGCUUUGGCACAGGGGUGGCAACUGGCCCUCCCAGCCUACAAGAGGAAGAAAAAUACAACUACAGCAAAUGCACAGUAUUAGUCCGGAUUAUGGAAUUUACCACAACCCUGCUCAGUACCUCUCCAGAUGUUUGCAAGCUCCUGGAGAAGGACUUGUGUAACACAAACCUUAUGAAAGUCUUAGUGAAAAUGCUUUGUGAGCCCACAAGCUUAGGUUUCAACGUUGGCGAUGUCCAGGUUAUAAACCAUCUUCCCAGCAUUUGUGUGAACCUGCUGAAAGCACUAAAGAAGUCCCCAUACAGAGACAUGCUGGAGACUCACCUGAAGGAGAAAGUGACAGUGCAGAGUGUUGAAGAGCUCUGUGCCAUUAACUUGUGUAGCUCUGAUGCUCGCCGAGAAAGGACCAAGUUGCUGUCUGUCUUAUCUGCCUGUAAACAGCUUCACAAAGCUGGCUUCUCUCAUGUUAUAUCACCAUCUCAGUCUACAGCAUUGAAUAAUUCCAUUGGUAUGAGACUGCUCUCUUUGGUUUAUAAAGGCAUUGCACCUUCAGAGGAAAGGCAGUGCCUGCAAUCGUUGGACCCCAGCUGUAUGAGCCUGGCCAAUGGACUCCUGGAGUUAGCCUUUUACUACGAAGGACUGUGUGAGCACCUUGUGAAUUUGCUGCUGAAUUCAGCACUGUUGUCUACGAAGUAUUUGGGCAGUUUACAGAGAAAUAUCAGCUUCUCCCAUGGGGAAUAUUUCUAUAGCUUGUUCUCAGAAAUAAUCAACAGUGAACUAUUGAAAAAUCUUGAUAUUGCUGUAUCAGAGCUCAUGAAGUCAUCAGCAGAUAAUCCCAAAAUGGUGAGUACUGUUUUAAAUGGUAUGUUAGAUCAGAGCUUCAGGGAUCGGGCUGUUCAGAAACACCACGGACUGAAGCUUGCAGCUGCAAUUCUGCAAAACUGGAGGAAGUGUGAUUCCUGGUGGGCUACAGAUUCUGCUCCAGAAAGCAAAAUGACAGUUCUGUCCUUACUGGCAAAAAUGUUGCAGAUUGAUUCGACUUUAUCUUUUGACACAAAUCACAGCUCAUUUCCUGAGAUCUUCACAACAUAUGCUAGUCUACUUGCUGAUACAAAGUUGGGUCUACACUUAAAGGGCCAAGCUAUUAUUCUUCUUCCAUUCUUCACCAGCCUGACUGAAGACAGUCUAGAAAACCUAAAACAAAUUCUGGAAAAGCUCAUUGUUUCUAAUUUCCCCAUGAAGUCUGAUGAAUUUCCCCCUGAUUCUCUAAAGUACAAUAAUUAUGUGGACUGCAUGAAAAAGUUUCUAGAUGCAUUGGAAUUAUCUCAGAGUCCUAUGUUACUUCAGUUAAUGACAGAUGUUCUUUGUCGGGAACAGCAACAUAUUAUGGAAGAAUUAUUUCAAACCACUUUCAAAAGGAUUGCUAAGCGGAGUCCAUAUGUCACACAAUUAAACCUUCUGCAAAGCGUGUAUACAAUGUUCCGGAAGGAUGACCUACCUUCAAAUGUUACUCGCCAAGCAUUUGUAGAUCGUUCUCUCCUCACCUUACUGUGGCACUGUGACUUGGACACAUUGAAAGAGUUCUUUAGCAGAAUUGUGGUGGAUGCCAUUGAUGUGUUGAAGUCCAGAUUUAUAAAGGUAAAUGAAUUUACCUUUGACACACAAAUCACCAAGAAGAUGUGCUAUUACAAGAUGCUAGCUGUGAUGUAUUCUCGUCUUUCAAAAGAUGAUGUUCACUCUAAAGAAUCUAAAAUUAAUCAAGCUUUCCAUGGCUCCUCUGUUACAGAAGGAAAUGAACUUACAAAGAUACUUCUUAAGUCAUGCCAUGAUGCCUUUACAGAGAACAUGGCAGGGGAGAGCCAGUUGCUGGAGAAGAGAAGACUUUAUCAUUGUGCUGCAUACAACUGUGCCAUUUCUGUGAUAUGCUGUGUCUUCAAUGAGUUGAAAUUUUAUCAAGGUUUCCUGUUUAGUGAAAAACCAGAAAAGAACUUGUUAAUUUUUGAAAAUUUGAUAGACCUGAAGCGUUGCUACACAUUUCCUAUAGAAGUCGAGGUUCCUAUGGAAAGGAAGAAAAAGUACAUUGAAAUUAGGAAAGAGGCCAGGGAUGCGGCAAAUGGGGUUUCAGGCAGUCCUCAUUAUAUGUCUUCAUUGUCAUAUUUGGCAGACAGUAGCCUAAGUGAAGAAAUGAGUCAAUUUGAUUUCUCAACUGGAGUUCAGAGCUAUUCGUAUAGCUCUCAAGAUCAUAAACCUACCACUGGCCAUUUUCAGAGACGGGAACAUCAAGAUCCCAUGACCCAAGGUGACAUCCUGGAGUUAGAAAUGGAUGAACUUAACCAACAUGAAUGCAUGGCUACCAUGACAGCCCUGAUUAAGCACAUGCAGAAAAAUCUGAUUACACCUAGUAGAGAAGAGGAUUCAAAACCAAAAGAUCUUCCUCCUUGGAUGAAAUUUCUUCAUGACAAACUAGGAAAUCCAUUGGUAUCUUUAAAUAUCCGUCUCUUCUUAGCCAAACUUGUUAUUAAUACAGAAGAGGUCUUUCGCCCUUACGCAAAGCACUGGCUCAGCCCUUUGCUACAGCUGGCUGUUUCCCAGAACAACGGAGAAGGAAUUCACUUCAUGGUGGUAGAAAUAGUAGCUACUGUUCUCUCUUGGACAGCCUUGGCUACACCUACAGGGGUCCCUAAAGAUGAAGUGUUAGCAAAUCGAUUGCUUUAUUUUCUAAUGGAACAUGUCUUCCAUCCCAAAAGAGCUGUGUUUAGACACAACCUUGAAAUUAUUAAAACCCUUGUCGAAUGCUGGAAGGAGUGUCUUUCCAUCCCUUACAGGUUAAUAUUUGAAAAAUUUUCCCACAAGGACCCUAAUUCUAAAGACAAUUCUGUAGGAAUUCAAUUAUUGGGCAUUGUAAUAGCUAAUGACUUGCCUCCCUAUGACCCCAAGUGUGACAUAGUGAGUACCAAAUAUUUUGAAGCUUUAGUCAAUAACAUGUCCUUUGUGAAGUAUAAAGAGGUAUAUGCAGCUGCAGCGGAAGUUCUAGGACUUAUUCUUCAGCAUGUUACUGAGAGGAAACACGUGAUAGCAGAGUCAGUAUGUGAACUGGUGGUAAAGCAACUAAAGCAACAUCAAAAUACUAUGGAAGACAAAUUUAUUGUGUGCUUAAACAAAGUAGUGAAGGGCUUCCCGCCUCUUGCUGACAGUUUCUUGAAUGCUGUGUUCUUUCUGCUGCCAAAAUUUCACGGAGUGAUGAAGACACUUUGCCUGGAAGUUGUGCUUUGUCGUGCAGAGACAACUACAGGCCUGUACUUACAGUUAAAGAGUAAGGACUUUCUCCAAGUCAUGAGACAUAGAGAUGAUGAAAGACAAAAGGUGUGUUUGGAUAUAGUUUAUAAGAUGAUGGCAGAAUUAAAACCAGUAGAACUUCGAGAACUUCUGAAUCCUGUUGUGGAAUUUGUUUCCCAUCCUUCUCCAACGUGUAGAGAACAAAUGUAUAAUAUUCUUAUGUGGAUUCAUGACAAUUACAGAGAUCCAGAAAGUCAAAUGGAUCAAGACUCCCAGGAAAUAUUUAAAUUGGCAAAAGAUGUGCUGAUUCAAGGACUGGUUGAUGAGAACCCUGGACUCCAAUUAAUUAUUCGGAAUUUCUGGAGUCAUGAAACCAGAUUACCAUCCAAUACAUUGGACCGAUUGUUGGCAUUAAAUUCUUUAUAUUCUCCUAAAAUAGAAGUCCACUUUUUAAGUUUAGCAACAAAUUUUCUGCUUGAAAUGACCAGGUUGAGCCCAGAUUAUCUAAACCCAAUCUUUGAGCAUCCUCUGUCAGAAUGUGAAUUUCAGGAAUAUACCAUAGAUCCUGACUGGCGUUUUCGAAGUACUGUGCUUACUCCAAUGUUUAUUGAGACCCAGGCCUCUCCUAGUGUUCUCCAUACCCAAGCCCAGGAAGGGUCCCUCUCAGACCAAAGGCAGAAGUCUGGGCAAGUGCGGGCCACCCAACAGCUGUAUGAUUUCACCCCGACACAAACCAUAGUUGAAAGGAGCUCAUUCGAUUGGCUGACUGGGAGCAGCGUUGACCCAUUGGCAGAUCACACACUCUUCCCGUCAGAAUCCUCUUCUUCCUCCUUGCUGUUUGCUCACAAGAGGAGUGAAAAGUCACAGAGAAUAUCCUGGAAGUCAGUAGGACCUGACUUUGGGAUAAAAAAGCUGGGCCUUCCUGGUGAUGAGGUAGAUAACCAAGCAAAAAGUGACACUCACAACCGGGCAGAAAUUCUGAGGUUACGCAGACGAUUUUUAAAGGACCGAGAAAAACUCAGUCUGCUGUAUGCCAAAAAGAGCCUCGUGGAACAAAAACUAGAGAAGGAUAUCAAGAGUGAGUUAAAAACGAAGCAGGAUGCCCAGGUUGUCCUCUACAGAAGUUAUCGUCAUGGCGACCUUCCUGACAUCCAGAUCCCGCACAGCAGUCUGAUCACCCCCUUGCAGGCUGUAGCCCAGAAAGACCCAAUAAUUGCAAAACAACUCUUCAGCAGCUUGUUUUCUGGGAUUUUGAAAGAAAUGAGUAAAUUUAAGACAACAUCAGAAAAAAACAUCAUCACUCAAAAUUUACUCCAAGACUUCAACCGUUUCCUUAAUACCACUUUCUUAUUCUUUCCACCCUUUGUCUCUUGCAUCCAGGAAAUCAGUUGCCAAUACCCAGACUUGCUGAGUCUUGACCCAGCUGCUGUUCGAGUGGGCUGCCUGGCCAGUCUGCAGCAGCCUGGAGGUAUCCGUCUUCUGGAAGAGGCACUACUCCACCUGGUGCCGGAAGAGCCACCCAUCAAACGAGUCCGGGGCAAGACUUGCUUGCCUCCUGAUGUUCUCCGGUGGAUGGAACUAGCUAAACUGUACCGGUCAAUUGGGGAAUAUGAUAUCCUCCGUGGCAUUUUUAGUAGUGAGUUGGGAACAAAACAGGACACUCGAAAUGCACUAUUAGCAGAAUCCAGAAGUGAUUAUUCUCAAGCUGCUAAGCUGUAUAAUGAGGCUUUAAAUAAACAGGAGUGGGUGGAUGGUGAACCCACAGAGGCUGAGAAGGAGUUUUGGGAACUGGCAUCCCUUGACUGUUACAACAACCUUUCUGAAUGGAAAGUACUUGAGUACUGUUCGACAACCAAUAUAGACAGUGAAAACCCUCUAGACUUAAGUAAAAUGUGGAGUGAACCGUUUUACCAGGAGAUAUAUCUCCCAUAUGUGAUCCGAAGCAAACUGAAGCUCCUGCUUCAUGGAGAAGGCAACCAGUCCCUGCUGACAUUUGUGGAUGAAGCCAUGCACAAGGAGCUGCAGCAGACAGUCCUGGAGCUUCACUAUAGUCAGGAGCUGAGUCUCCUUUACAUCUUGCAAGAUGAUAUUGAUAGAGCCACUUACUACAUUAAAAAUGGCAUUCAGAUUUUCAUGCAGAAUUAUUCUAGUAUUGAUGUCCUCUUACACAGAAGUAGACUUGCCAAAUUGCAGUCUGUGCAGGCUUUAGCUGAAAUUGAGGAGUUCCUCAACUUUAUAAGUAAACAUGGUGAUUUAUCAUCUCCGGGUCCCCUUAGGCGACUUCUAAAAACCUGGACAAGCAGAUACCCAGAUGCUGUGACAGACCCAAUGCACAUCUGGGAUGACAUCAUCACAAAUCGCUGCUUCUUUCUCAGUAAGAUAGAAGAGAGGCUGACUGCUUCUUCAGGUGAUACCAGUAUGAGUGUGGAUGAAGAUGAAGAUUCCCUUGACAGGAGAGAAGUGCAUGAGCCAAAGGAAGAUGUUCGCUCCAUGAUCCAGAGCUGCAGGUUCGCCCUGAAAAUGAAGAUGAUAGAAAGCGCAUGGAAGCAGGAUAAUUUCUCGCUCGCCAUGAAACUCCUGAAAGAGAUGCAUAAAGAUUCAAAAACAAGAGAGUCUUGGCAAGUGCAGUGGACACAGAGUUACUGCCAGCUGAGCCACAGCCGGAGCCGCGCCCAGAGCUCUCGGGAACAAGUUCUCACCGUGCUCAAAACCGUCCCACUGUUGGAUGAGAGUAAUAUGUCAAGCUACUUAAACAAAAAUAUCCAGGCCUCUUGUAACCAGAACAUUCUCCUGGGGACAACUUUCAGGAUCAUGGCUGAUGCUCUCAAUAGGGAGCCAGCCUGCCUGUGUGACCUGGAGGAAACCAAGGCCACAUCAGUCUUGGCGCUUUCUGGAUCUAGUGCGGAAAGCACAGAGGAGGUAAUCUCAGGUCUGUACCAGAGAGCAUUCCAUUACUUCUCCAAGGCUGUGCAGUCAGCUGAAGAGGAAGACCAGCUUUCCUGCUGGGGCCAUGAGGCUGCAGCUGAGCAGGCCCAUGCUUAUAUGACACUGGUAGGUUUCUGUGAUCAGCAGCUCCGAAAGGUAGAAGAGAGUGCAUCCGAUUCUUCACAGAAGAGACGAACAGAACUGGAAGCAUAUCCAGCACUUGUGGUGGAGAAACUGUUAAAAGCAUUAAAGUUAAACUCUUCCGAAGCCAGGCUGAAGUUUCCUAGAUUACUUCAGAUUAUAGAACAGUAUUCAGAGGAGACUUUAAACCUAAUGACAAAAGAGAUUUCAUCUAUUCCUUGCUGGCAAUUCAUUGGCUGGAUCAGCCACAUGGUGGCCUUACUGGACAAAGAGGAAGCCAUUGCAGUGCAGCAUACUGUGGAAGAAAUUGCUGAUAACUAUCCACAGGCCAUUAUCUACCCUUUUAUAAUAAGCAGUGAAAGCUACUCCUUUAAACAUACUUCUUCUGGUCAUAAGAAUAAAGCGUUUGUUGAAAGGAUAAAAAGUAAACUUGAUCAAAUAGGAGAGAUUCAAGGUUUUAUUAAUGCCCUAGACCAGCUCACCAAUCCUGAUAUGCUCUUUAAGGACUGGGUUGGUGACAUAAAAUGUGAACUGGAGAAGAACCCUGUAAAUAAGAAUAAUAUUGAGAAACUGUAUAAAAGGAUGUACACUGCCUUGGGUGACCUUCAGGCUCCAGGCCUGGGGCCAUUUAGAAGGAGGUUCAUACAGGCCUUCGGGAAAGAAUUUGAGAAAAGCUUUGGGAAUAAUGGUUCUAAGCUGCCUACAAUGAAGCUCGAUGACUUCCGUAAUAUCACUAACUCACUACUUGGAAGGAUGAGAAAAGACUCAAAGCCACCUGGGAACCUGAAAGAGUACUCCCCCCAGAUGAGUGCAUUCAAAGGAAAUGAACUGGAGAUUCCUGGCCAAUAUGAUGGCAAGGGCAAACCAUUGCCUGAAUAUCAUGUGCGGAUCUCUGGAUUUGAUGAGCGGGUAAAAGUAAUGGCCUCUUUGAGGAAACCAAAGCGCAUUGUUAUUCGAGGCCAUGAUGAAAAGGAGUACCCCUUCCUGGUAAAAGGUGGCGAGGACCUCCGUCAGGACCAGCGCAUUGAGCAGCUCUUUGAGGUCAUGAAUGCCAUCCUCGCUCAGGAUGCUGCCUGUAGUCAGAGAAACAUGCAGUUAAGGACUUAUCGAGUCGUGCCCAUGACCUGCAGAUUAGGAUUAAUUGAAUGGAUUGAAAAUACCAUGACCUUGAAGGACCUUCUUUUGAGUAAUAUGUCUAAAGAGGAGAAAGUGGCUUAUAGCAGUGAUCCCAAGGCACCAAUUCAUGAAUAUAAAGACUGGCUAAUAAAAAUAUCUAAGAAAAGUGAUAUUGGAGCCUAUGUGGUAAUGUAUGAACGAGCUAAUCGUACAGAAACAGUCAUGGCUUUUAGGAAAAGGGAAAAUAAAGUGCCAGCUGACCUCUUAAAGCGGGCCUUUGUAAAGAUAAGCACCACCCCUGAGGCCUUCCUGGCGCUACGUUCUCACUUUGCCAGCUCUCAUGCACUGUUGUGUAUCAGCCACUGGCUCCUUGGUAUUGGAGACAGACAUCUGAACAAUUUCAUGGUAGCGUUGGAGACAGGCAGCGUGAUUGGAAUUGACUUUGGACAUGCAUUUGGAUCAGCUACUCAGUGUCUUCCAGUCCCUGAGUUGAUGCCUUUUCGUCUAACACGACAAUUUGUCAGUCUCAUGUUGCCAAUGAAAGAAACAAGUUUUGUGUGUGCUGUCAUGGUGUAUGCAUUGAGGGCUUUCCGCUCACGUGCAGAUCUGCUCACUGACACCAUGGACGUUUUUGUGAAGGAACCCUUCUUUUAUUGGAAGAGUGAUGAACAGAAAAUGCUGAAAAAAGGAGGAUCGUGGAUUCAAGAUAUAAGUGUAACAGAAGAGAAUUGGUACCCUCAGCAGAAAAUCCGCUAUGCUAAGAGGAAGUUAGCAGGGGCCAACCCAGCAGUUAUAACUUGUGACGAGUUACGUCUAGGCCAUGAAGACUCACCUGUCUUUGGGAGUUACAUAGCUGUAGCCCGAGGAAACAAAGACCACAACAUUCGUGCACAAGAGCCAGAGAGUGGACUUUCCGAAGAGACUCAAGUGAAGUGCUUGGUGGACCAGGCCACAGACCCCAAUAUCCUUGGCAGGACUUGGGAAGGAUGGGAGCCUUGGAUGUAAAGUCUGGGAGUCACCAGCUGCAAAGCAUUCCAUCCCUAAGGGGAUCUCCUAGACCUUCGCUGACAGCAGGGUAUUACUGAAGCACCAAAGAAAAGAAAUCUACUUGGUAGUGCUGGCAGGAUGGCUCACUGGGUCAAGGCAUUUGCUGCUAACACUAAUGACCUAACUUCAGUCCCUGGAACCCACAAGGUGGAAGAAGAGAAGCAACUUCUGCAAGCUGUACUUUGACCUCCACACAUGUACCAUGUCUUACAUUCAAGCACACAGAAAUAGACACACACACAAAUUUAAAAAUAAAAAAUGUGGUAUUUUUUCUUUUCAAA